Fusarium proliferatum ET1 is the source of this 22848-nucleotide messenger RNA. RefSeq lists its product as uncharacterized. NCBI's taxonomy places the organism in Eukaryota, Fungi, Ascomycota, Sordariomycetes, Hypocreales, Nectriaceae. The transcript has a single exon. The coding region runs from base 1 to 22848 and encodes 7615 amino acids. The record is from RefSeq and is a predicted model, not a curated record. Gene Ontology annotation, molecular function: phosphopantetheine binding; catalytic activity.
AUGGCACCCAAUGUCUCUUGCGGCUGUGUCAGAACCGCCGAUCAGUCAAUGCCGGAUCUGAAGUCUGCCAUGUUCCCGCAGUUCGAUCUGUCUGAGACAGAUUCUGAGCACCUGGAAUUUACCAGCCGGAUCUACCACGUUGCACUUGAUGAUCUGAGAGACACGUGCUCUGCUCUCUGUGCAGCAUGGGCGAUCCUUCUUGGCUGCUUCACCGGGCUGGAUGAUGUGUGUUUCGGCUUUGACAGUCAGCACAGCGUUACCGAAACGUCGGGACUUGCAGAGCGCAUGAGACAAACGGUGCAUGCCCGUUUGCCUGCCAAUCAGCGCGUUGGAGAAAUUCUCAACGGCAGCUUUUCGUCGCUGGUGUUGAUGAGCGAUGAAAAGGCCAAAACGCUAUUCAACACGAUUCUGUCAAUUCAGAACCAGGGAAAUGAGCCUAGAAACAAUGGCGGACAACAUCCUUUGUGGUGCAAAAUUCGCAUGACAGUAGAUCCCGCGACGCUUGAAACUGUCUUGACAUGGGACCCUUCUUUUAUGGGCCAAGAUCAAGCAGAGAACAUCAGCAGCACCUUCGACAAGAUUUUCAGGGAAAUCAUCAACCACCCGGAGACUCUCCUAUCACAAAUCAGCUUCUUCAGUGAGCGAAAUGAGCGACAAGUUUUGGCCUGGAACAGCAACCCUUUGAGAAAUGUGCGCAAGUGCAUCCACCAGGCCGUGUCAAUGCAAGGAGCGUUGAGACCCGAUGCAGAAGCCGUUUGUGCUUGGGAUGGAAGCUUUUCCUACCAACAGGUCCUUUCACUAGCAGAUCGUCUGGCCUGUCGUCUGCAAGCCUCAGGAGUCGGGUCUGAAGUCUUUGUGCCCAUCUGCUUUGACAAGUCCAAAUGGGUUGUUGUUUCCAUGCUCGCAGUCCUCAAAGCAGGCGGCAUCUUUGUCCCUCUCGACCCUUCGCAACCGCUGCUUCGUCUACAAUCUCUCGCGCAAAAGGUGGAAGCCAAGACGAUCUUGUGCUCUCCUCAGCAUCAGCGCACGCUGGAGAGCGUAGCGCCAGAGUUGAUCCCUGUCGAUGAGCAGCUAUUCACCGAGCUACCCGAACAGAGCGACGAGGUUGACUGUGGAUCGUGGCAGAACGGAGCCUACAUGAUAUUUACGAGUGGCACAACGGGCGAGCCCAAAGGAGCCCUCAUCCAACAUAGAGCUCUCAUGUCGAGCGCUCUUGCUCACGGGCCUGCUAUGAUGAUGGACUCCAACACGCGAUCGUUCCAAUUCGCUGCGUCUACGUUUGACGUGAGUAUCACUGAGAUCUUGACGUGUAUGAUCUUGGGUGGAUGUGUCUGCAUACCCAGCGAAGACGCUCGCCUCAACGCAGUUGAAGAGGCCAUCACCGAGCUCCGAGCAAACUGGGCGCUUUUGACCCCGACGUUUGUCAAGUUCAUUAACCCCGCCAACGUCCCGACCUUAAAGACACUCGUUACUGGCGGAGAGGCCAUGACGCAGGCUGUUAUUCGCUCAUGGUCGCACAUCAACCUCAUCAACUGCUAUGGGCCUGCUGAAACCUCUGUUGUUUCACACGUCCACCGAGGCAUGGUGCAAGGGACCAAUCCGUUGAACAUUGGCCACCAGGUCGGCAUAAACUGCUGGAUCGUGGAUCGGGACAAUCAUGACCGUCUCAUGCCCGUUGGUGCAGUGGGCGAGCUGGUCAUUGAGGGCCAUACGCUCGCACGCGAGUACUACAAGGAGCCCGAGAAAACGCAAGAAGCCUUUAUUGAAGAUCCAUUGUGGGCAAGGAACCAACCGUCGCGGAUUGGUCCUAGACGAAUGUACAAGACGGGCGAUCUGGUCAAGUACAACCACGACGGGACGUUUCAUAUCGCCGGACGCAAAGAUGCGCAGAUCAAGUUUCACGGGCAACGCAUCGAGCUUGGGGAGAUAGAGCAUCACAUCAAUGCCAGUGCCAGCAUCAAGCACGGCAUGGUAGUCCUACCAAGAGAAGGGUUCUGCAAUGGUCGACUUUUGGCCAUUGUGCAGCUCUGUGAUGCCAUGAGUGAAGAUCUCGUACCCAAUGGUCAACCAUAUAAGCUCAUCGGGGGCGAUCUUGAGAGCACUGCGCAGGAAAAGAUUGCCGAGACCAAGGAGCUGCUUAGCGAGAGGCUGCCCUCAUACAUGGUACCGUCCAUGUGGCUUGCCGUCGAGUUUAUCCCUCGUCUCCAGUCUGGAAAACUGGAUCGGAAGCAGACAGCGAAAUGGAUCGAUAGUAUGAGCGAGGCUCUGUAUCGUCAACUCAAUCCUGUGGCAGCAGUCGUGCAACGAUCGGGGGAUCUCGAGUGCGGAAGCAAGACUGAGUUGGAGCUACACAAGAUCUGGGCCUACGUCUUGAACCUCAAGGAAGAACAGCUUGGCCUCGCACAAUCCUUCCUCAGCGUCGGUGGUGACUCUAUCUCGGCGAUGCAAGUCAUGAGUGAGUGCAAGAAACGCGGUCUCGGGCUGGCAGUUUCGCACAUCAUCAACUGCAAGUCCAUCAGCGCUCUGGCUCUACAGGUCAAGGACAUUGAGAGGCCCACGCUGCUGCACGAGACGGUUGAAAUACCGUUUGACCUCUCGCCUAUCCAGAAGCUCUACUUUUCCAGACCAAACUACGAGCAGGGCCAUUACAACCAGAGCUUUUUGCUGCGGACGAGCCAGCGUAUUCAUGAGGCAGAUCUGCGCAAGGCAAUGGAGAUUCUUAUUUCCAGGCACUCGAUGCUCCGUGCGCGGUUCCAGCAGGAUGUUGGGGGGGAGUGGCAGCAACGCAUCACCAGCGACAUUACGUCCUCGUAUCGACUGCGUGGCUUGAAACUGAUUUCACAAGAGGACGUCGAUGAGUCGCUUGUCCACAGCCAGACCUGUCUAGAUCCUGUACGAGGUCCACUUGUCGCUGCUGACCUGAUCGACCGAGGGACAGAAGAGCAGCUCUUGUUCGUCGUGGCGCAUCACCUGGUCAUCGACCUUGUAUCCUGGAGAAUCAUACUUCAAGAACUCGAGGAGAUCUUACUACGACCCGAAGCUGUGUACGACGCAGAUCGUCCGCUUCCGUUCCAGGUCUGGUGCAAGAUGCAGUCUGAACAUGCCGAAACGCAGACGCCAGACCAAGUCCUGCCAAUUCACGGCAUUCCAGACGGCGAUGCUGGGUACUGGGGUAUGACAGAUAUUCCCAAUAUCUAUGGGCAGAUGGUCCGUCAAGGCUUUGAGAUCGGGCCACACCAGACAUCUUUACUUUUAUCGAAAUGCCACGACGCACUACGCACAGAGAUCCCGGAUGUUCUCAUGGCAGCGAUGGUGUAUUCCUUCGGCCAGACCUUCACCGACCGUCCAAUCCCAGCCAUCUUUGCAGAAGGUCACGGCAGAGAAGUCUGGGACAACUCAAUCGACCUGUCGAACAUCGUCGGAUGGUUCACUACCAUUUACCCCGUCUUUGCUGGAUCAGAUGCUCAAUCCAGUCUCAUCGACACAGUCAAGAUGAUCAAGGACGCAAGGCGCAAAGUUCUCGACAACGGCCGGCCUUACUUUGCGAGUCGCUGGCUGACGAAGGAGGGUCAAGAAGCAUUUUCUCGUCACUGGCCUUUGGAGAUCACCUUUAACUACCUGGGCCAGUACCAACAGCUGGAGCGUGAGGGCGCUCUCUUCACUCCCGAGAGCAACAUCGCUGGCGAGAUUAGAGAGGCAAGCCAGGGUGCAGAUGUUGGGCCUCUGACAGCCUGCAUCUCCCUCUUCGAGGUGUCCGCCGUCAUAGUCAAGGGAUCUCUCCGUUUCUCAUUCGGGUUCAACCAGAACAUGAAACACCGACCGCAGAUCCAUCAGUGGAUUUCCAGCUGCGAGCAGAGCCUCAGCCAAGUCAUUACAUCCCUGGCUUCAAUGGCACUAGAGCCUACUCUAAGCGACUUUCCGCUCCUGUCCCUGACAUAUGAUCGUCUGAGGGUAUUCACAGAGGAGAAGCUCCCCGAGGCUGGAAUCACAGACGUGGGCCUUGUUCAAGACGCCUACCCUUGUUCGCCUAUGCAGUCAGGGCUCUUGGUCAGCACCACUAGGGAGAACGCUGCUUACGCUGCCUACACACUCCAUGAGAUCAAGAACAGAAGCGGCGACAGGGUGGAUGUUGUCAAGCUCAUCACUGCUUGGAAGCGCAUGGUGCAGUACCAUCCUAUUCUCAGGACUAUCUUCUUGGAGAGCGUGACGUUGGAGGACUCUAUCUACGACCAGGUGGUGCUCAAGGAAGUUCAAGUUCCAUUCACUGUUUCUGAGAGCGGCACGGAUGAGGAUGCGAUUGCAGCACUGAAGGUACCCAUGAACCAUGGCGACAACUCAUCACGACUACUACACCAUUUCCACAUCUGCAAAGCAAAGAGCGGCAAGGUCUUCUGUAGACUAGACAUCAGUCAUGUCAUCAUGGAUGGCACUUCGCUGUCGAUCCUCUUCCGCGACCUUGCACUGGCAUAUCAAGGGCUCCUCACGGCUGAAACAGGCCCGCUGUAUCGCGAUUACAUCAACGCUCUCCAAAAGCAGCCGGUCCAACCCGGCGUCGACUACUGGAAGUCUUACCUAGCGGGUAUCGAGCCAUGUCUCUUCCCAGUUCUGGACGACGGGGAGAUUGCAGAGGUCAAGGAGCUGCGACACUUGCGUGUCAGAUUUGACGAGCUCGCUGAGCUGCAGAGUCUUUGUGAGCGACAAGGAGUCACUAUUGUGAAUGCCAUCUAUGCUGCGUGGGCAGUCACGUUGCGUUUAUACACUGGCUCCGAUGAGGUUUGCUUCGGCUAUCUAACAUCAGCUCGUGAUCUACCAAUCGAAGGUAUUCGUGAUGCCGUCGGUCCCAUCAUCAACAUGGUCACAUGUCGUGUCAACGCUGAUAGCACGACAAGCUUGGCGGACAUGAUGGGCUCAGUGCAGAGGGAUUAUCUCGAGAGUCUAGAGUAUCGCCACACGCCGCUGGCCCAGGUUCAUCACGCCCUUCAGCUCUCUGACGCUGUUCUGUUCAACACAGCAUUGUCGUACAGAAAGCUACCGCCAGCGACACAGACGCACCUCGUGUUUGAGGAAUGCUGCCCUACCUACGAUCCUGAUGAGUACAACGUGUCGGUCAACAUUGAGGCAGGCGAGCACGACAUGGCGAUUGACUUGAUGUACUGGUCUGACACUCUGUCGGAUGGGCAAGCUGCCAAUGUCGCUAGCACUUUUACAAAGGCGCUGAGCAAUAUUCUACAUCAUUGCGACCAGACCAUUGCUCAGCUCGACCACUUAGGUUCCUCGCAUAGCAACCAGAUUUCUCAGUGGAACCAGCGGAUUCCUGACGCCAUUGAGAGCUGCGUGCAUGAAUUGUUCAAGCAGCAGGUUGCCUCACGGCCCGACAGCCCCGCGAUUGUCUCAUGGGAUAUGGGCUUUACGUACGCCGAGCUUGAUGCGGCCUCUGACAGACUCGCCCAUCAUAUUGCCUCCUUGGGCGUCGGUCUAGAGACUUUUGUGGUCGUCUGCUUCGAGAAGUCAGCCUUCGCCAUAGUUUCGAUGCUGGCUAUUCUCAAAGCUGGCGGUGUAUGCGUGCCUCUGGACCCAGCGCACCCGGAAGCUGCGCAUCGACUUCGUGUCGAGGAUACGGGGUCUACUAUCGCCCUUGUAUCUCCCUCGUUAGUGUCCAAGCUCAGCUCCCUCGUCACGACCGUCGUCGCUGUGGACGCAGAUCUACUUCAGACUAUCUCUACGGCGCCUGAGCCACCUCUUCCUCCAGUCACGCCCGACAACGCCUGCUUCGUCAUCUACACAUCCGGCAGCACAGGACGUCCCAAGGGUGUAGUCCUCGAGCACAGAGGCAUCGCCAGCAACUCCAUGUACUCAGGCCCCCGGCUAGGUUACGGCCCAGACUCGAGGGUGUUGCAGUUCGCUUCAUACACUUUUGACAAUAGUCUCGCAGAGAUUUUCAGCACUAUCAGUCUGGGAGGCUGCGUAUGCGUACCCUCGGACCACGAGAGGCUGAACGAUUUGGCCGGAGCCAUCAAUCGUCACAGCGUCACAUUAGCUGACAUAACACCCACUGUGGCUUGCUUCCUCGAGCCAUCGGAUGUUCCGACUUUGAAGACUCUGGCUCUUGGAGGUGAAGCGGUGACUACCAAGUGCGUUGGAAUCUGGCGGGACUUUGUGUCUCUGCGAUGUUGCUACGGGCCGUCGGAAUGCUCCGUCAAUUCGACUUACUCUGGAGAUAUCGCCCAGCCAGGUAAGGCCAACAACAUUGGCCGUGCCAUUGGUAGUGUCGCUUGGGUAGUCGAUGCGACUGAUCACAAUCUUCUCGUCCCAAUUGGCUGCGUUGGUGAACUCCUCAUUGAUGGUCCAAUCGUGUCUAGAGGCUACCUGAACCUCCCAGAGAAGAUGGCCCAGUCCUUUGUUCCUCCACCCGCCUGUAUCGAGGGAAUCACUGAGAACGGUAGCCGGGAUCGCAAGCUCUACAAGACCGGCGACCUUGUGCGCUACAACUCUGACGGCACACUUACCUACCUUGGGCGGAAGGAUACCCAGGUCAAGCUCAACGGCCAGCGCAUCGAACUUGGAGAGAUUGAGCACCAUAUUGAGGAGAAUCUCCCCAAGGGCUGGGAAUCUGCCGUGGAGCUCGUCACAUCACAGGGCAGAAAGUUGCUCGCCUGCUUCAUAUGUGGCGAUGCCGAUAUUUCCCUCAGAGAAACCAGCGAUGAUAGCAUGGUGCUGGACAUGGAAGACUGGUUUAGGUCUCACGCCAAGAAGCUCGAGAUUGUGCUUUUCAACGCAGUUCCCGCCUACAUGGUUCCAUCGGCGUGGCUCCCUGUCUCCAAGAUGCCUCUUACUUCCUCAGGCAAGCUCAAUCGGCGCAGCCUUAGGAUUCUGGGAGAGUCGGUGCCGACAGCCAGGAUGAAGACCUACAAGCUUGCCCUCAAGAGCGGCAGGGCACCGUUCAGCGAGGUGGAGAAGCAGCUGGCAGCGAUGUGGGCUCAGCUGCUUGACAUCGACGUGGCGUCUAUCGGAGUCCAAGAUCACUUCUUCAAGCUUGGAGGAGACUCGAUUGGGGCCAUGCAGCUUGUGACGCUUGCUCGAUGCUCCAAUAUUGACCUGACAGUGGCUGGAGUGUUCCAGAAGCCAUCCCUGCUGGACAUGGCGGAGUCGGCUGUGCCGUUGUCGAAGGCCCCAACCAUGACAUACCGGCCAUUCUCGUUGUUGCCUAGCGAGUGUUCGGUCGCCGCCUUGAGACAGACUGUUGCAGACUCUGCUGGAAUAGACGUUGGCAAUGUUGAAGACAUGUAUCCUUGUUCCGCACUGCAAGAGGGUCUUAUGGCUCUCUCAACUAAGGAGCCUGGGGCUUAUGUGGCGCAACUCGUCUAUCGACUGCCAGCCGACAUCGACACCGUCAGGUUCCAGAACGCCUGGAGCACCGUGGUGGAAGCUGAGCCAUCGCUGCGCACAAGGAUCGUUCAUACAGAGGAUGUUGGGUUCGUGCAAGUUGUUGUCGUCGAGGAAGUACCCCAAUGGUCCCUGUUUGCCAGCCUCUUUGAUGCCAACGCGAUAAGACACCAGCUCCCACUGCAUAACGGUGCAAGAUUGACCAGCUACGGUCUCGUUGACGAUGUCUCUGCAGGCAAAUGCUUUGUCUGGACUAUCCAUCAUUCCAUCUACGAUGGCUGGUGUCUUCCUCUCAUCCUCGACAAGGUCAAGCGAUGCUACCAUGACGAUUUGAGUUCCACGCAACUCAAGGGCCCUGACUACUCCAACUUCAUCAAGCACCUCACGGACCGGGACCCGAAGCAAGACAGCAACUUCUGGAUGUCGCAUCUUUCGAACAUGUCCACCCAGCACUUUCCACGUCUUCCCAACGCCGAGUACCAGCCUUCCUCAACGAGCCUGAUGGUUCAUAAAGCAACAUUGGAGAGCACACCAGGAUCAGAGAUCACCGCCGCUACUAGAAUCCGCACAGCCUGGGCGAUGGCGGUCUCUACCUACUCUGGAACCAACGACGUCGUCUUCUGGGAGACUAUGACAGGACGCGAUGCUCCGGUCGUCGGGAUCGAGGAAAUGGCGGGUAUCACGUUGGCUACUGUGCCAACACGUGUAGUCAUUGAGCCUUCACAAACUGUCGCUACAUUACUUGCCUCUGUGCAGGAUCGGUCCGCAGCUGUGAGGAACCACCAGUUCGCCGGUAUCCAGUCUAUCAGGAACAUCAGCGCUGAUACUGCCCUUGCUUGCGGCGCUCAGAACCUCUUGGCCAUCAACUACGGACCUCGGGAGUCGACUGAUACAUUUUGGUGCGAGCAGUCAAACGAGAUGGCCGGUACGAACUUCUAUUCCUCAUACCCGCUCAUGCUCUCGUGUCACUUUGCGGAUGGCGAGCUCGAGACUGUCGUGCACUUUGAUCCCAACGUUGUACCUGAGCCUCAGAUGCAGCGUAUCAUGGAUCAAUUUGCGCUGAUGCUUGAGUCCGUGUCGUCGUCUGACCUAUUGGAUGAGAAGCUUCGCGAUGUACCUUUGUUGAGCUGCAGUGACCUACAGGCGCUGCGUGAUAUGAACCAUACUCCCCUACCCCCCUCAGGGCGACUCAUUCACGAGGCUGUUGAGGUUCAGACGCUGGCUCAACCACGAGAUAAACUCGCUGUCGUGUCGUGGGACCAAAGCCUCACGUACGCUGAUCUGGACUCUCAAUCUACACAUCUGGCUGGUGUAUUGAUGGCAAAUGGCGUCUCAGUCCACUCCAUCGUUCCUUUCUGCAUGGACAAGUCAUCUCUUGUCGUUGUAUCCAUCCUGGCCAUUCUCAAGUCGGGUGCUGCCUUUGUGCCUCUCGACCCAGCACACCCCGAUGCUCGGAUCCAAGGAAUUCUCACAGACACUGGUGCUACAGUCGUUCUCUCGUCUGAUCAGCACGCCGAGCGAUUGACGAAGCUCGGAUCACAGGUCAUCACUGUCUCGCAGGCUCUAGCAACCCAAGCCCAAGACGCUCCAACCAACCCAGCGCCUCUAUCACUAUCCACCGCCAGUCCAGCUUACAUCAUUUUCACCUCUGGCACGACUGGGAAGCCCAAGGGAACCAUUGUGGACCACUCCGCAUUUUACACUGGUGCCUAUGCCCACGGUCGCGCCAUGGGCAUGACAGAGUCGUCACGCGUCUUACAGUUUGCCUCAUAUACAUUUGACGCCAGUAUCAUGGAGAUCCUCACCACGCUUAUCCAUGGCGGGACAGUUUGCGUUCCAAGUACCGACGAGCGCCUCCACGAUCUUGCAGGGGCUAUCAACAGAUUGAACGUAAACUGGGCUCUAUUGACGCCUUCGGUGGCCCAGCUGCUCCAGCCCUCGCUUGUCCCUGGUCUCGAGACAUUGGUGCUCGGAGGUGAGGCCAUGUCUUCUGCUCAUAUCUCUUCGUGGGCGCCGUCAAUUCGUCUCAUGAACGCAUACGGACCAAGUGAGACUGCUGUGGUGGCUGCUGUCAACCCAAGUGUUACACUGGAUUCUUCGCCCUCGGAUAUCGGUCAUGCUGUGGGUGGUAUCUGCUGGGUCACUGAUGCCGCCAAUCACGACAGACUCAUGCCCAUCGGCGCUGUUGGCGAGCUCGUGAUAGAAGGCCCCAUCCUCGCUCAAGGGUAUCUGAAUGACCCCCAGAGAACGGCAGUUUCCUUCAUCUCCAACCCGAAGUGGUGUAGACAGUUCCCAACGACUGCUGCCAACAGGGAACGCAGGUUCUACAAGACCGGAGACUUGGUCAAACUUACUGAGGACGGGAUCGAGUUCCAUGGGCGCAAAGAUGAUCAAGUCAAAGUCAACGGUCAGAGAAUCGAGCUGUCGGAGAUUGAGCAUCAUUUGGGCGCGGACCCUGCCGUCGAGUCUUGUCUGGCGGCUGUUCCAGCUUCCGGCCCGUUCAAAGCCCGCCUCGUAGGCAUUCUAUCCUUCCACUCUGAUGUUUCGACCAAGGCAGAGAUGACUGGAGACGAAGAGAUGCAGAUCCUGACCAAGUAUGAUUCAUCCAUCUUGGUGGGUAUUCGAGAUGGUCUCGCAAGGCAUUUGACAUCCUACAUGAUCCCAUCUUUGUGGAUUAUCGCAAGCCAUUUUCCCCUCCUCCCCUCUGGAAAGCUUGAUCGUAGGCGCACCAUGCGAUGGGUCGAGGACAUGACUCUUGAAGACUACCAUCUCGUUCUUGACGCGCAGGAAGAUGCGUCUGCUCUGGAUAGAGAUGCAUCGGAAGUGGAGAUCAAGCUUAGGGCUGCGUGGGCCAAGGCUCUCAGUCUCAAGGUCGACAUGGUCCCGUUCAAGCAGUCGUUUAUCCACCUCGGCGGCGAUUCGAUAUCCGCCAUGAAGCUCAUGGCCAUUUGCCGCUCGGCUAACAUGGCUGUGUCGGUCGGCCAGAUCAUGCGAGCCAAGUCCAUUAUCGACCUUGCCUCUGCCGUCACCAACGUCAAGGAAGUACUGUAUGAUGAGGAACAGCUGGACAAGUCUUUUGAACUGUCACCCAUUCAGAAGGUUUACUUUCAGAGUAUUGGUCGAGGUUCUCACCACUUCAACCAGAGCAUGACUUUGGCUACCACCCGCAGCAUCACCUCACAGGAGCUCUCGAAUGCAUUGCACCGUAUCGUCGAGAUGCAUAGCAUGAUGCGUGCUCGUUUCUCGCAGGUCGAUGGCAACUGGACACAGCGGAUCACUGGCGAUGUCGCUGGCUCCUAUACCCUCCGUUCACACGGUAUCGUCAACGAGAAGCGUCUCCUGGAUUUGGUCAUGGAGAGUCAGACUACCCUAGACAUUUUUGAUGGACCGAUAUUCGCUGCCAACAUGUUUCAAGUGGAGGGAACUGGCGACCAGAUCGUCACAUUCGUGGCUCAUCACCUCAUUGUCGACGUCGUGUCUUGGAACAUCAUCCUACAGGAUCUGGAAGGUCUCUUAUCAGCAUCUGCCUACAGCCCGUCGAAAUCACUAUCCUUCCAGAUGUGGAGCUCCAAACAACACGACGAAGCUCGGAAGGCUUCGCUGGAGCGUGUGUUCCACGACAUUCCAGUUCCUCCACAGAGCCACCGAUAUUGGGGAAUGGAAGGCGUACCGAAUCUUCACAGCGACUCGGUCACUGAGACCAUGAACAUCCCGACCGAUACAUCAACCCUGCUCUUAGGCAACAGUCACGACGUUGUUGAUGUGUUGCUAGCAGGGCUGUUAGCAUCCUUCCGCCAAAGCUUUCCAGACCGGCCUUCGGUGCCCCCAAUAUUCAACGAGGGUCAUGGGAGAGAGCCUGCCGAUGACACUGUGGAUCUAUCACGCACCGUUGGAUGGUUCACCACUCUCUGUCCUGUUUUCCUCCCCGAGGUCAUUCCCGCCGAACACGACAUUCUCGAUGUCGUGUGCUGGAUACGGGACUUCCGAAGGAAGCUUCCCGCCAAUGGUCGACCCUACUUUGCUCAUAGCAUGCUACCUAACUCGAAGUCCCAGAUCGAGUUCCCAGUGGAAAUUGCCUUCAAUUUCCUCGGUCAUACACAGGACAUGGGAACGGAGGACUCGGUGUUCAAGUCUGUCGACGGAAACAUGUUGAGCUCUUUGAGCUCGCAAUCCGACAUUGGAGGCAACAUCCCACGACUAGCCCUCAUCGAGAUUUCAGCAUCUUUCACUAACGAGGGCUUAACCUUUGACUUUUCUUUUAACCGCCACAUGGAACGGCAGUCAUCUUUGAGCAGAUGGAUCCAGAGCUGCAGGGACUACAUACACCAAGCAUCUCAAAGGCUAUCACAGGUUACGCGAGAGCCAUUGACGGAUCUAUCUCUGCUGCCUCUGGCCUUCAAGAAGGAGUCGCAGGUUCAGCAGAACCUCGCUGUGGCGGGCAUUUCUCUUGACAAUGUUGAAGCAGUUUAUCCAUGCUCUUCGGUUCAGCAGGGCAUCCUCUUGUCCCAGAUCAAGGACCCCGGAUACUACUCUUACUCGAUCACCUUUUCGGUUACAUCCACACGACCAAGCGAUGUGAUCGACGUGCAAAGGCUAUCAGACGCUUGGAAGCGUGUGGUUCGUCGCCAUUCUGCACUACGAACUGUCUUCAUGGACAGUGUACUACAAGAGGGCGCUAUCAGUCAAGUCGUUCUAAGGAACCAUGAUGUCAACCUUUCCAUCAUCGAAUGUCCCGCCACAGAGGUAGACCUCAGACUCAGUAACCAGCAACCUCUUGGUCUUCCUACGAAUCAGCCACCUCACCGUCUCACAAUCUUCGACACCGCAGAGGGCACUGUGUCAUGUGUUCUAGAGAUGAGCCAUGCCAUCUCCGAUGGAACUUCUAUGCCACUUCUUUUCCGCGAUCUUGGUUUAGCGUACGAGGGCAGCCUGAAUACUUUCCAACUUGGAGUCUACAGAGACUACGUCUCCUUCUUACAGCGGAGCGGAGGCUCUCAGGAUGCCAAGUACUGGAAGGAUUAUUUGGACGGCGCUGAGCCUUGUUGUCUGCCUCUGCUUACGGACGGGACUACAUCACCCAGGACUCUUCGAACCCUUGCCCAAGGUAUCUCGCAUCCCUCUGAGCUUCAAACGCUCUGCACCGAACGAGGCAUCACUCUAUCCAACCUGCUACAAUUGGCUUGGGCAUUGGUUCUUCAGGCAUACACAGGCCUUGAUGAUGUGUGCUUCGGCUAUCUUGUCGCUGACAGGGACGUACCCGUCAGUGGUAUUGACGAGGCAAUUGGCGUAUUUAUCAGUAUGCUCGUCUGCCGAGUCCGUCUCGACCCAUCCACCAACCUCGACAAUGCUCUGCGAACCAUCCAGGACGACCUCGCCACGGCCAUGAAUCACAAGAAUGCCUCCCUUGCCAGCUUUCAGCAUGCCAUGGGUAACUCCAACGAGCCUCUCUUCAACACCGCCUAUUCUUUCCAACGUAGAUCAGUCUCCAAAGACAUGGCAGCUGGUGCAGUCUCGUUCGACGUCAGAGAUGCGCAAGACCCUAGCGAAUACGACAUGACAGUCAACGUCGAAGUCUGGGACUCUAGUGUCGAGCUCCAGUUAUGUUACUGGCAAGACAAAGUCUCAGACGCGCAGGCCGCCAACAUUGCCUCUACAUUUGACCAGGUCCUUUCCUCAAUGGCGAGAUGUGACACGGCACUCCCGAUCGGAGAACUGGAUAUCCUCAGCGAUCUCGGUAGACAGCAGUUGAUGUCGUGGAACAACAAUGAGCCUGAGGUCUUGAAUGACUGUGUGCACCACGUCUUUGAGCAUAACUGUGAAAGACUGCCAGAACAUACACCGGCCAUCGAUGCGUGGGAUGCCGCCUUUACCUACUCUGAACUCGAUGCAGCAGCUUCACGAUUCGCUCAGUACCUCGUCUUUCUCGGCAUCGGGCCCGAAACAUACGUCCCGCUGUGUUUCCAAAAGUCAGCAUGGACCGUCGUUGCCAUGAUGGCAGUCCUCAAGGCCGGCGGUGCCUUUGUUCCUCUGGAUCCUACUCAUCCACCCGACCGUAUCAAGUUCCUGGUUAGUAACGUCGACGCCAAGCUCAUCAUUUGCUCCACCUCCUUGAAAGCCAAGUUCGACAGCCUGCAUCUUCCCGCUAUUCCCCUUGGUAGGGACACUAUGUCUUUACUUCCCCCGGUUCUACCGCAAUCUCCCAGGAUCGAUGUUAGGCCUGACAACGCUGCGUACAUCAUCUUCACUUCGGGUACGACAGGUCUUCCCAAGGGCACGAUUAUCGAACAUGCAUCUUUUACCACGGGAGGCACCGCUCACGCCAAGGCUAUCAUGAUGACAUCGUCCUCACGCGUGCUGCAAUUCGCGUCGCACACAUUCGAUGCCAGCGUCAUGGAGAUCCUCUCCACCUUGUUGGUAGGCGGCUGUAUCUGCAUCCCCAACGACCAAGACCGCAUGGACGAUUUGUCGGGCGUCAUUACCAAGUUCAAUGUGAACUGGACGCUGCUCACACCAUCAGUCGCGGGAGUCCUUAAGCCAGGCAGUAUCCCUGCCCUCAAGGUCCUUGUCACCGGCGGCGAGGCAAUGUCAAGAGACCACAUUAAGAAGUGGACUGGGCACGCCGCUCUGAUCAACGCCUAUGGCCCCAGUGAGACCAGUGUUAUUGCUGCAACGAGCACAAAGGUUGAUCAUGAUGGAAACAUCCUCAACAACGACCCAGGUACUAUCGGUCACGCUGUUGGUAGUCGUUGCUGGGUUGUCGAUCCGCGCAACCACAAUCGCCUCAUGCCGAUUGGCGGCAUUGGUGAGCUCCUCAUUGAAGGGCCUAUUGUUGCCAGAGGUUAUCUCAAUAACGAGACAAAGACGAAAGAGGCAUUCAUAGAGCCUCCGUCGUGGCGUGCAGGCAUGAACCUUGAGGGAGAUACCAUCGGUCGGAUGUACAAGACUGGUGAUCUGGUCAUGUACAACUCUGAGGGGUCACUCAAGUACGUGUCGCGCAAGGACACACAGAUCAAGCUCAAUGGACAACGUAUUGAGCUUGGCGAGAUUGAAUAUCAUGUCCAGGCGCACUUACCCGACUACAUCCAAGCCACUGUUGAUAUAGUUGUCCCGCAGAGCAAAGCGUCAACCAAGGCACUCGCCGUCUUCUUUACCAGCGACGAUGAUCUUGAGGAUACCUUCACCCAAGACGUUGAUCCACUUCUUGUGAGCAUGUCGAGUGCUUCGAGUGACCUUGCCCAGUCCCUCAAGUCAGCUCUCAGGGAUGCUCUCCCAUCGUACAUGGUGCCUACCAUCUACAUACCGCUGUCCAAGAUGCCAUUGACUUUGGCUGGCAAGCUUGAUCGCCAGAGGCUCAAAGCCAUUGCCAAGUCCAUACCACCUCAACUGAUGGCCUCCUACAAGCUCUCUAGCUCGUCUCGAAGCGGAGUCCACCCUACAACGGCGAUGCAGCGCAAACUACAGAAAGCCUGGGCUACAGUCUUGAACAUUCCUACCGGUCAGAUCAGCAAAGACGACAGCUUCUUCAGGCUCGGUGGUGAUUCAGUCGAUGCCAUGAAGCUCGUUCCGGUGGCUAGGGCAGAGGGUCUUGCCAUCACCGUCAUGGCCAUCUUCAACAACCCUGUCCUGUCAGACAUGGCAAUGUCUUGCAAACACUCAGAUGAAGCUCUUGUCUCCAGUGUUGACCCGUUCUCGCUUCUUUCGGACACUAAAGAUCUUUCGUCGCUCCUGCACGAGGUUGCAGAUCGGUGUGGCGUGCAAGAGAGUCAGAUUCUGGACAUCUACCCUUGCAGCUCCCUCCAAGAGGGGCUUGUUGCCUCGACUUUGCAACAGCCAGGUGCAUAUGUCGCUACUUAUGUUUUCGAGCUUCCUUUGGACAUCUCCAUUGACCGUUUCAAGCUCGCUUGGCAGAAUACUGUUGAUCGAGUCGACAUUCUGAGAACACGCAUCGUCAACACGUCGCUCAAGUCAUAUCAAGCCGUUCUUGCUCCUCAUGACAUUGAGUGGGAGCAUCACGAUGACCUCGAGUCUGCUACUACCCAGGCUGGAUCGAUACCUGAUCACAAUGGAGGAGUUUUGGCCCGCUACAGUAUUGUCAAGGCGGCUGAUAAGGGGCCUUGCCACUUUGUGUGGGUUAUCCAUCACGCGCUAUAUGAUGCGUGGAGCAUGCCGCCUCUCCUCAAACUAGUGUCUCAGUUCUACCACGGAGACACCGCCCAUGAGCCUGUGGGUGAAUACGCCAACUUCAUCAAGUACCUGGCCGACAUCAACGCUGAAGUCUCUGACGACUUUUGGAGAGCUAGGUUCCAAGACGCCUCUCUCGUAUCUCACUUCCCCAAAGUCUCUUCGGCGCCUGCUGCGCAAUCGUAUCAUGAAUCCUUGACACAUACGGUGCGCUACAGUAGAGAUGGUCUCGGCAUGGAUGUAACCAUUCCAACAAUCGCCCGGGCCGCAUGGGCGCUUGUCUUGGGGUCUCAGACUGGAUCUGACGAUGUCGUGUUCGGCGAAACUUUGUCUGGACGUGACAUUGCCCUCGAUCAUGUACAAGACAUCCUUGGACCUACAUUGACCACGGUCCCUUCAAGAGUUCACAUCAGUCGCAACAGUACCAUUGGUGACUUUUUGAAGGACCUUCGUGAACGAGCCACGGAGUUGAUCCCCCAUCAACAUGCGGGUCUUCAGCGCAUUAGUCGUUUAGACGACACCAUAGCAGUGGCCUGUGACUUCCAGAACUUGCUGGUAAUACAGUCAUCCGACCAGGAAACGGAUCUGAAUGACCUGCUGAACCCUACCCAAAACGACGUUGGCCAGAAAAGCUUCUUCACCUAUCCACUUGUUGUGGAAUGCUCCAUUGAGAAGCAUGAGCUCAUCUUGACAAUUCACCACGACAACAAGGUCAUCUCUGGUUGGGAGGCACAGCACAUCGCCCAUCAGUUUGAAGCGCUGGUAGGUCAAUUGGCGGACCUAUCGCUUCGAGAACCUACUCGCAAGGUAUCGGAUCUUCGGCUUUACAGCCAAGAGGACGUGGAGACAAUCAGAGGAUGGAACAGCCUUGUCCUACAGCCUUCAAAGGAGAGUAUUCCCGAUCUGUUCUGGCAGUCAGUAGCAACCAAUCCCAACAAGACCGCCGUUCGCGCCUGGGACGGUCAACUCAGCUACAAUGAACUUGCCCAGCACGCUUCGCAUUUCGCCAGGACACUUAUGCGACAUGGUGUACGCGCUCAUGAGCUGGUUCCAUGCUGUAUGGACAAAUCUCUCUGGACGACAAUCUCGAUGCUCGCUGUGAUACUCGCCGGCGGCACCAUCGUUCCCAUGGACCCUGCGCAUCCUUCUGCUCGUCACGCCGAGAUCACACGCGACUGCAAGGCCCGCGUUGCGUUGUGCGCACCGCAGUAUCAAGAGCGCUUCCACGGCCUUGUCGAAUCUGUUGUCUUGGUCACUUCUGGCUCGAUCACUGCCCCAGAACCUUGCACGCAGGAUCUGCCAGUCGUCGCGCCUCGAGAUGCCGCGUUUGUCAUCUUUACCUCCGGCAGUACCGGAAAGCCUAAAGGCGUUGUCAUUGAACAUGGCUCGUUUUUGACAAGCUCCAAGGCUUUCAUGAAACGCAUGAACGUGGGUCCGGAUUCGGGUGUGCUCCAUUUUGCAUCCUAUGCCUUCGACAUUUCCAUGGGAGAAACGUUCGCUCCACUCACCAUCGGCGCCUGUGUCUGCAUCCCCAGCGAAGAGAUGAGGAUGACAGAUCUUGCCGGUUCCAUGAACUCCCUCGGUGUCACUUGGGCAUUCCUAACGCCCUCGCUCGCAAAUCUUCAGGACCCCUCCAAAUUCACCACAUUACAGACCCUAGUCUGCGGAGGCGAGACUCUUACACCCGAAACGAUCAGCGCCUGGGGAGACAAAGUCGAGCUGAUGAAUGGCUACGGGCCAGCAGAGUGUACCAUAUUUGCUGUUGCAAACAGUUCUGUUUCUGCUACCAACGCUAAUAUCGGCCACGCCAUGGACGGGAACCACACUUGGGUCGUCGAUCCGAGAGACCACAACUCUCUUGUCCCUGUGGGAUGUGUUGGAGAACUUCUCAUCAGUGGUCCCAUCGUGACUCGCGGGUACUUGAACGACAGAGAACGGACGGCGGCAUCGUUCAUCGAGGACCCAGCGUGGAUGCACUUCUUCACCACCGAGUCUCUUCGUCUGUACAAGACAGGCGACUUGGUCAGAUAUUGUCCUGAUGGAUCGCUCAUGUAUCUAGGGCGCAAGGACCAUCAGGUCAAGCUCCAUGGCCAGCGCAUGGAGCUCGGUGAGAUUGAGGCUCGCCUUGAGUCUGACCCGCGUAUUCGCCAGGUCUUGGUCAAUCUACCACAAUCUGGUAUCUUCACGGGACGUUUGGUGGCUAUUGCUUCUCUCCAGGAUCCUUUGCCCGUCGAAUCAUCCCUUGCCACGUCUGGCUUUGUCCCUAUUCCCGAUUCCGCCAUGGAUGCUGCCCGGACACAGAUCUGCGCUAUACAACACGAUCUGUCCGCAACCCUUCCGCCCUAUAUGAUUCCGUCGGUUUGGCUCGCGGUCCAGACCAUUCCACUCUUACUGUCUGGGAAACUCGAUAGAAAGAGUGCAAGCAGUUGGCUUGUUGAUGCAGACGCAGACUUUUGCAAGGUCACUGUCGACUUGGAUCAUGGUCAAGAUACGGUGGAUGCGGUCAUCACACCAGUUGGCCAGCAGCUCAGACGUAUCUGGGCGUCAAUACUCAACAUUCCAGAGACAGAAACUCCUAUGAACCGUUCCCUCAUUUCCCUCGGCGGUGACUCCAUCAUGGCGAUUCAGAUGCUCACACGCUGCCAUGACCAGUCUCUUUCAUUGACCUUGCAGGACAUCAUGAGAGCUAAGGGAAUCUCUGAGUUGGCUGCUGCCGUGACCACCCAAGAAGAUCGAGUCAUUGACAACUACGAGGAAGAUGACGAUCAAGCAUUCUCUUUGUCUCCAAUCCAACGCCUCUUCUUCAACAACAGCGCCAACACGGAGCGUGGAGAUCGCUUCAACCAGAGCCAACUCUUGUCCAUCACCCGGCCUGUCGAGGUGCCUAGCCUCCAGGAGGCUCUUGAUGCUCUUGUGGAAAGACAUCCGAUGCUUCGCGCACGAUUCAACAAAUCUGCUGCUGGGGAGUGGACACAGCAUAUUUUCUCACCUGCCCAAGGUUCUUAUGGCUUCCAACACCAUGAGAUCGCUGCAGAGCCGGACAUGAUACCAUUCGUAGCCGCCAGCCAAAGCAGCAUUCAUGUUUCUGGUCCUGUCUUUGCGGUCGAUCUAUUCACACUAUCUCAUGGCGCUCAGGUACUCUCACUUGUAGCUCAUCAUCUCGUCAUUGACAUCAUUUCCUGGAUUAACAUCAUCCACGACCUCGAGGCACUACUGACCUCUACCUUCUCACCAUCCACCAAGCCCCUCUCGUUCCGCAGAUGGAAUACUUUACAGAACGAUCACAUCAACUCCCUCAGCAAUGGUGAAGCACUUCUUCCAUUUGCUGUACGACCUGCCGACAUGGAUUUCUGGGGCAUGUCAAACACUCCCAACGUCUACGGAGACAUGAAACAAAAGUCGUUCGUCAUCACAGAAGCUGAUGUCGUCUCCUCUAUGCUCGGUGGCUCGCACAGAGCCCUCAACACCGAACCACUCGAUUUAUUCAUCACAGCCAUUCUCAAAUCCUUUGCGCAGACCUUCGAUAGCCGAGAGUUGCCAACACUGUUCAAUGAGGGUCAUGGCCGUGAACCCUGGGAUAAUGCCAUUGACCUUUCGCAAACUGUCGGAUGGUUUACAUCACUCUGCCCUCUUCAAGUAUCACGACAGAGUCUCGACCACGGCGAUGAAGUCGACCAUGUUCGUAAGGUCAAGGAUGUCCGCCGGAGUAUUCCCAAUAAUGGCCGCCCGUACUUUGCCCACCGCCAUCUCACUGGCCCAGGAACGCUUCAUGAUGGACCCAUGGAGAUUUUGCUGAACUACCUUGGUCACACUCAACAAACAAACCACAGCGAUUCUCUCUUUACUGCAGUUAACUUUCCAUUAACGGAGCAAGACACUCUGACUAUCUCCGAUGUCGCGCCUGAGACCUCUCGCCUCGCUCUCUUCGAGAUUUCUAUAUCCGUCCUUGACGAAGGCAUCAGGUUUACAUUGAUGUAUAACCGACAUAUGCUUCACCAAGACGGUAUCGAGAAGUGGGUAUCCAAUUGUCAGGACAGUCUCACCAACACUACGAGAAGGCUUGCCGAGACCUCUUCUGCUCCAACACUCAGCGACUUCCCUCUCUUGCCCAUUAGCUACACAGAUCUCCACGAGAUUAUGACCACGCAUCUUCCCAGGGCUCAUGUCUCGCUCGACAUGCUAGAGGACAUGUAUCCAUGUUCGCCCAUGCAGACUGGCAUUUUGCUCAGCCAGCUUCUAGACUCAUCGCAGUAUCUGUUCCACGUUGUUCUACAAGUUAAUCAUCCCGACGGCUCUGCAAUCGACACUGAAAAACUCGUCCAGGCUUGUCACAGAGUCAUUGAGCGACAUCCAGCAUUGAGAACAGUCUUCAUCGAUACCUUACGUCAAGGUGGAUCCUUCGAUCAGGUCGUUUUGCGGCCUUUUGAGUCUCGCGUUAGCACUAUCAAGUGUCGGGAGAUCGAUGUCAUGGCCGAGCUGAACUCUAGAUCACUCGGUGAGACCAACAAGACACACCGUGGACCGAUGCUUCCCUAUCAGAUCACCAUCUGCGAAACACCACAAGGCAAGGUUUUCAUGAAACUUGAGCUGAACCACGCAGUGACCGACGGUGCCUCCACAUCAAUCCUCCUCCGAGACAUCUCCAACGCUUACACCGACAGCUUGUCUCCAACUCCACCUCCUUCGUACAAGGAGUACAUCAAAUACAUUUCAAAUCAAUCUACCACCUCAAGCCUCAACUUCUGGACAGGCUAUCUCUGGGAGUCACAACACACAGGCUUUCCGACACUCAACCCAGACUUGAUGGCUAACCGCCAACUACAGUCUGUCAUGGUCCAGUUCGACCGUUUCUCAGAGCUACAAAGCCUUGGAUCCAAACUUGGGGUGACAUUCUCAAACAUCAUCAUGGUGGCAUGGGCCCUGCUCCUUGGAGCUUAUACAGACCGCCAGGACGUCUGCUUUGGCUAUCUAGCUUCUGGACGUGAUGCUCUCAUCGAUGGCGUCGAUGGCAUUGUCGGUCCUCUCAUCAACAUGCUUGUGUUCCGCUUCCAGUUCACGACUGAGACGCUUCUCAAGACACUCUUCUCCACCGCUCGAGAUGAUUAUAUGGCUAGUCUGUCGCACCAACACUUCUCUCUGGCUCGUGUGAGCCAUACCCUGGGUCAAUCGAAGAGGGGCUUCUUCAACACAGCUGUGUCCAUCCAGAACGCCGGUGUAACGGGUGUCUCCGAGCCCGACUCGCUUACCUACGAAUCAAUCGAUGCCUACGACCCAAGCGAGUACGCCGUCACUCUCAACGCAAAUGCUACACGAGGUGACGAAGGCAUCGUCUUCCGCUACUGGACCACCAUACUUUCUAGCUCACAGGCCCAGGAGCUCGCCGUGAACAUGUCUAAGCUACUUGACGACUUCGUCGAUUACAGCGAGAAUACUCUAGUUCACCUUCGGCUAUUGCAGAGCCCCCCAGUGGCUCGCAGUACAUACGCGCAAUCGUCCGAGGUUGACGGCUCGACGUCGGAGCAGGACGACACGAACAAUCUGCCCAAAGCACAGAGCUCAGGAAUCAGUGCAUCCUCCACUUUGAUUGACCUUGGCGACGUAUCCUCCAUGUCAUCCAACAUGUUCAACUCAUUCUCCCGCGACACGAAGCAUCUACACAACAAACUAUCCGCACUAUGGAGAGACAGUCUCGAGUACCAAGGUUGUGCAAUCUCACCCACCGACAAUUUCUUCGAAUCAGGCGGCGACUCGAUUAUCGCUAUGUCCAUGGUGGGCAACGCCAGAGACUUGGACUUGCCGCUCACUGUGGCUGAUAUCUUCAAGAAUCCCGAGUUCGGCUCCUUGUUGGAUUGCCUCAAUGACAAGUCUUACAAGUAUAGUGACAGGGCUUCCAGCCACGACCACCUGGAUACCUCGACCUUCAAGAAGGAGAAGUACAUCACCAGUGACGAAACUUACAAACCCCUCUCCAUGAUUGACGCAGAUGAUGCCGAGCAGUUCGUGCGAAGCCACGUCUGCCCCGUUGUCGGCGUUUCCCGAGCCAGCAUUGUCGACGUCCUUCCAACCACCGACUUCCAGGACCAGGCCAUUCACGGAAGCCUUCUGGAGUCACGAUGGCAACUCAACUGUUUCCACUUGGACUCUUCAGGCUCACUUGACAUGACGCUACUACAAGAGGGUAUCACCAACAUCGUGGCCGCUUACGAUAUCUUGCGCACUGUCUUUAUCUCUCAUCAAGGCCGUUACUUGCAGGUCAUCCUCCGCCAUGUUCAACCCACGGUCAUCGUUGAAGAUGUGGAGAGUAUUGAUCUAUUUACUUCAAACCUUGAAUUGACCCAUCAGAACCAGGUUCCACGUCCUGAAGACUCGUCACUCCGCUUUAUAGUAGCACGCCACAAGUCAUCAGAACGGCACCGAAUAUUCAUCCAGAUAUCUCACGCGCUGUAUGACGGCGUGUGCUUCCCGACUAUCCUACAAAGUCUGAAAGCCUCAUUUGAUGGAGAGCCUAUCAGCCCGACACCCUCAUACGCAACCUACAUCCAGAAGGUGUUGGGGACAAACAAACAAGGGUCCUACUCGUACUGGAAAUCGCUUCUGAAGGAUUCAACUCCUACCAAUGUCGUCCAACGGCAGCGGUCAUCCUUACAGACCUUUUCUACCCAAGUCUUGAGAAGGGUCGUGUCUACAUCCUCGCUCGCGUCAUUCAGCAUCACAACCUCAACUGUCAUCAAGGCUGCCUGGUCAACGGUAUUGGCAAACGUCACAGGGAAGACUGACGUUGUUUUCGGCAACAUUAUUAGCGGGCGGAAUGACAGCAACAUACCUGGGAUCCAAAGCAUUGUCGGGCCUUGUCUGAACGUAGUUCCCGUACGCGUUCGCCGCCAAGCCUCUUGGACCAUUCUGGAUCUUCUUCAAUACAUUCAAGACCAGCAGGUGGACAAUAUGCCAUAUGAGACACUGGGAUUUAAAGAGAUCAUCGACAAGUGCACUGACUGGGAUGAUGAUGGAACCAACGGUUUCUCUACUGUUGUUCAGCACCAGAGCAUGCCGCGUACAGAGAGUUUCGCGAUGGGGGGAAACAUGUAUCAGGUUGGUGUGAUGGGUUCGCAGGAAGACUGCGCUGAUGUCAGCGUCGUGACGACGCCCCUGGAUACCAAUAGCACUGAGAUCUGUUUGGUUUACAACGGGAACGGAGCUAUAAGCAAUGAGUUGACGGAAGAGAUGUUUGAAAGUCUCUGCGAUAGGGUUUCAGCAUUCUCGCAGGAUCCCUAUGCUUUGCUAUAG